AUGGCCUUAAAAAGGAUUCAAAAGGAGCUAACUGACUUGGGUCGUGAUCCUCCAGCACAGUGCUCAGCUGGCCCAGUUGGAGAUGAUAUGUUUCACUGGCAAGCCACAAUCAUGGGACCUACGGACAGUCCAUAUCAGGGAGGAGUUUUCUUCUUGACAAUUCAUUUUCCUACAGACUAUCCCUUCAAACCACCCAAGGUGGCUUUUACAACACGAAUUUACCACCCAAAUAUUAACAGUAACGGCAGUAUCUGUCUGGAUAUUCUCAGAUCACAGUGGUCUCCUGCACUUACUAUUUCUAAAGUUCUUCUGUCCAUUUGCUCACUGCUGACUGAUCCCAACCCAGAUGACCCCUUAGUGCCAGAGAUCGCACGAAUCUACAAAACUGAUAACUCAAGAUACAGCAAAACUGCGAAAGACUGGACACAAAAUAAACUUUCCCUGGACGGUAAAUGGAAGCUGCAGAACACGAAUGGGUCUGUGACUUUGGGAGCACAGGUCCCAGGAUGUGUGCACUCUGCUUUGCUGCAACAGGGACUCAUCCAGGAUCCUUAUUACAGAUUCAAUGAUGGGUUAUAUCAGUGGAUUGCGUUAGAAAACUGGACUUACAGCUCAACAUUUUCUCUCAUCUCACCAUUCAGGCUUAAAAAGAAGGUGUUACUUAUCUUCGAUGGCAUUGACACUAUCUCCACAAUUUCACUAAAUGGCAUUACAUUGGGAAAGACCGACAACAUGUUUCAGAGAUAUGACUUUUCUGUCAGAGGAAUUCUCAAAGACACAGAUAAUAUUCUUGAAGUGAGUUUGACUUCUCCGGUUCAUUACGCCCAAGAACAGAGGAAUCAGUCGUGCUACAGAGUCCCCCCUGAGUGUCCCCCGGAUGUGCAAAAAGGACAGUGCCAUGUCAAUUUUAUCAGAAAGGAACAGUGCUCCUUCAGCUGGGACUGGGGCCCAUCUUUCCCAACAGUGGGACUCUGGAAAGGGAUUCGUCUUGAGACGUUUGACCAGUUUCAAAUCCUCCAGGUUUCGGCCGUUCCUCUUCUCAAUUCCAGUGGCACUCAGUGGACGGUUGACGUGGAGUUGGUUGUGGAUGCCGUUUACACAAUGGACAAUAUGCUUGUGACUUCGGCCAUACCAGGACUGAUGUCUGUGGAGUCCCAUCUGGUCCAGUUUGUGAUGGGGAGGAGCAAAGUCAAACUAGUCUUACACAUAGACACGAAAAGUAAGGUGAAGCUGUGGUGGCCAAGAGGACAUGGUGAUCAGACAUAUUACUAUGUCUUGAUUAGAGGUUAUCUGAAAGAAGAGAUGAUCUUUGAUACGUCUGCAAUGGUUUAUUUCCGUACUGUUGAACUAGUCCAGGAGUCGAUCCCAGGCUCUCCAGGACUGAGUUUUUAUUUUCGCAUCAAUGAGAAACCGAUUUUCCUAAAAGGCUCCAACUGGAUUCCACCUCACGCCUUUCAAGACCAAGUCACAGAAGAAACGUUGAGGAACUUGCUACAGUCUGUGGCAGAUGCCAAUAUGAAUGCCCUCAGAGUCUGGGGUGGAGGAGUGUAUGAGCAGGACCUGUUCUACACUCUCUGUGAUCAAAAGGGAAUCAUGGUGUGGCAGGACUUCAUGUUCGCUUGUGCCUUAUAUCCAACUGAGAAGAACUUCAUACAGUCAGUGAGAGAAGAGGUCAUUCAACAGGUCCAGCGUCUGAGGCCUCACCCCUCCAUAAUAGUGUGGAGCGGCAAUAACGAAAACGAGGCAGCGCUGGCGACAGACUGGUUUGACAUCCCCGGGACCCAAAGACCCAAAUAUGUGAACGAUUAUGUCACGCUCUAUGUGAACAACAUACGAGACAUUGUUCUCAAGGAGGACCCCAGUCGCCCGUUCCUUGUGUCCAGCCCCACGAACGGAGUGGAGUCGGAGAAAGAGGGCUUCGUGGCUCUGAACCCAUACGACCCGCAUUACGGAGACACACACUUUUACAGCUACACUCACGACUGCACCGACUGGACCAGCUUCCCCAGGACCCGCUUUGCCUCAGAGUACGGCUUCCAGUCAUGGCCCUCGCUCUCCACACUGCGCCCGGUUUCUAUAGAAGACGACCACAAAUACGACAGUGCCUUCUCGUCCCAUCGGCAGCACCAUGACAACGGGAACCAGCAGAUGUUAGACCAGGCAGCGCUGCACUUCCACCUCCCCAACUCCACGGACACUUUCCAGAAAUACGUGCACACGCUCUACAUCACACAGGUGAUGCAGGCUCAGUGUGUGAAAGCGCAGACAGAGUUUUACAGCAGAAGUCGAAAUGAAAUCAUCGAAGGUAAAGGUCUAACCAUGGGCGCCCUCUACUGGCAGCUAAACGACAUCUGGCAGGCUCCUUCGUGGUCAUCAAUUGAGUUUGGGGGAAAGUGGAAAAUGCUUCAUUAUUUUGCACAACGUUUUUUUGCUCCAGUUUUACCAGUUGGAUUUGAGGAUGGGGACGACUUAUUCAUUUAUGCCAUUUCAGAUUUGAGUGAGGAUCUCAAUCUCGCUUCUGCUAUUUUUGUUUACACCUGGUCCAAAAUGGAUCCAGUCUGCUCGUUCUCCAACAAAGUGCCCGUGCUGAUCCCAGGGGGUAGCGCUGUGAGGGUCUACCAGGGGUCCACUAUGCAUCUGCUGGAGGGCUGUGGGUGCACGCGUCAGUCCUGCUUCAUCACGUUUCAUCUGGAGUACAGCAACGGACGAACGCGGGGUCCAACCAACUACCACUUCUUCUCACCGCUGAAGGACGCCCACGGACUCCUCCGACCCAACAUCACUGCUCAGGUGUGGAAGCACGAGGCCUUAUUCUAUGUCCGCCUGCAGUCUGAUGCCAUUGCUCCGUUCGUGUGGCUGGACGUGGCUGCCGUCCUGGGACGUUUCAGCUCAAACGGUUUCUUGAUGGUCACCAGCAACAUCACAGUCAGCUUUUCCCCCUGGAGAAGACCAGAGUCGAUCAUUUUAGAUAAUCCACUCACAGACCAGCAGUGUCCUUCAGCGGGGCAGAUGUUGGCACAGUUGGGGUUGUCUAACCUCAGUCAGCUGAAUGUGGAACAUCUGGAGAGGCUGUGUCCGGCCGUAUUGACCCAGGUGCUGCUGCCCUCCUGUCCCUACGCUGUCGCAGAGCCACUGCCUCCCGUCGACUACUCCGUGUGGGGAUAUGGGUUUCUGGCUGUAACUAUCAUAAACUUUGCGUCACUUCUUGGUUUGUUCCUGCUGCCGUUCACAAAGAAACCAUAUUUUCCAAAAGUCUUGACCUACUUCAUUGGUUUGGCCAUCGGGACACUGUUCUCCAAUGCUGUGCUGCAGCUCAUUCCAGAGGCCCUGGGUUUUGAUCCCAAAGCUGACAACUAUGUGUCAAAGGCAGUGGGCAUUUUUGGGGGAUUUUAUGCACUUUUCUUUGUGGAGAAAGUUUUGAAGAUGGCCCUCGGCGUUGACCAAGAGCACGGACACAGUCACUUCACUCCAGUGGACCAUCCUACUGAAAACGGGGGGAUUGCAGAAAAGAAGGACUCCAUCAUUUUAACCAGUAUCAAUUCCAUCGCCACAGACAUGUCACAGCCUAACAUGGUGCCUGCGCAGGAUGUGUCAGGCUCUGAGGUGCGUUGCCAUUGGUUACGAGGCCAAAGGAUCACCGACAUUAAGACUGUGGCGUGGAUGAUCACCCUGAGCGACGGGCUUCAUAACUUUAUUGACGGUUUGGCAAUCGGAGCCUCUUUCACCGUGUCCGUGCUCACCGGCUUCAGCACCUCCACCGCCAUCGUCUGUGAGGAAUUCCCACAUGAACUGGGAGACUUCGUGAUCCUGCUAAACGCUGGGAUGAGUGUCCCACAGGCCAUUUUCUUCAACCUGCUGUCAGCUUUGUCUUGUUACAUUGGCCUGGUGUUUGGGAUUCUUCUUGGGAGAAGUUUCGCCCCAAAUAUCAUCUUUGCCAUCGCUGGAGGGAUGUUUCUAUAUAUCGCUUUAGCUGAUAUGUUUCCGGAGAUGGACAAAAUCGCACAGGAGCAGACUAAACGCUCAAACUUCAAGGACAGAAACAUGGCGGAUGGUUUUCAAAUCAGAAAGUUCCAGGAGGAGGACGCAGAGGCAGUCCAAGAGGUCUUCACUGUGGGGAUGAGCGAGCAUGUUCCCUCUUCUUUCACACACAUUCUAAAGCAGCCGCUCACACAGAUGGUGCUGAUGUGCGUGUUUUGUGCUUUGAUGACCAGCUCCAAAUCCUUCCUUCUGCCCGUGCUUGCAGUUACGCUGCUCCUCGCUGCCAUCCGUCAGCUAGUUGUCCACAUGUUUAAUAAGUACAUUGAAACAUCACUUAAAAAAGACCUUCAUAACAUUUCAGAGAGCUACCUCAAACAGAAGGACUCAUGCUUUUGGGUGGCAGAGGUAGAUGGCCGCGUUGUGGCAACUGUCGCUUGUCUUCCAAACAAACUUGUGCCCGAGGCGUUGGAGUUGAAGCGUAUAACGGUGCGGCGCAGUCAUCGCAGGAUGGGGAUCGCUAAGGCCCUAUGUCGGACAGUGGCAGAGUUCACACGGGACAGAGGGUAUGCAGCUGUUGUUUUGUACACAUCCGUGGUGCAAAGAGAUGCUCAGCACCUCUACGAGGACCUGGGCUAUGAGAAGACUAAGGAGUUUUCUGCACCAGAGUUUAUAGCCAAAAUAACUAACUUUAAUUUAUUUGAGUACAAGCUGCAGUUGAAAAAAGGUUUGGGCUUCAAUAUCGUCGGGGGCGUGGACCAGCAGUAUGUGGUGAACGACAAUGGCAUUUAUGUCUCUAAAAUUAAAGAAGAUGGAGCCGCGGCUGAGGACGGAAGGCUUCAGGAAGGAGAUCAAAUUGUGGCGAUAAACGGCGUAAACCUGAAAAAUCGUAAGCAUAAAGAAGUUGUGGAUCUGUUCAGGACAGCAGGAGAUGAUGUAGAACUGAAAGUGCUAAAAAAGUCUUCUCGUCACAUGAACGGACCUUUUGGCUCACAACCGGACCAAGACUCCUCUAUUUCGUCUAUGGCACUUUUAGCUCUGUUUGUGGCGGGCGCUUCUAUUGCUGCUUUUAUUUACUUUCGAGGCAGAGGCACAACUGAUGGGAAGUGGAAAAGAUGA
Molecule: messenger RNA, 5094 nt
Organism: Knipowitschia caucasica
Lineage: Eukaryota; Metazoa; Chordata; Actinopteri; Gobiiformes; Gobiidae
Source: the annotation of a GenBank genome assembly